UCGCAUAUAGACCUUCAUAGCGCAAGCAACUCCACUGGCUUUCCAUUUGCGAUGGAGGAAAAGGCGGUCACACCUACACCGCCGUCGACGUCGCCGGCAAUCGAUCCCAGGAGUGGUUUCGACGCCGUCUCCAGGACUUUCCACAGCCUCCGUCCGCCCGUACCGUUGCCGGCCCGCGAUCGGCCGCUCUCCUUCACCUCCUACGCCGUCUCCCUGCUCCCAUCCCCGCUCCCUUCCCUCCCAGCCGUCGUCGACGCCGCCACUGGGGAUGCGCUCUCCUUCCCCGAUCUGCUGUCCCAGAUCCACUCCCUCGCAGCCGCCCUCCGCACCGAGGUCGGCCUCUCCAAGGGCCACGUCGCCUUCAUCCUCUGCCCCGCCCGCCUCGACGUUCCCCCGCUCUACCUCGCCCUACUUUCCCUGGGCGCCGUCAUCUCGGCUGCCAACCCCGCCUCAACUGCCGCCGAGCUAGCCCGGCUCGUCGGCCUCUCCAAGCCCCGCGUCGCCUUCGCCACCUCCGAAACCGCUGCCAAGCUCCCUGGCGACGUUCCGACGAUCCUCCUCGACUCCCCUCGGUUCCGGUCGUUCCUCGCCGGCAGCGGAGGGGAAGUGCCGCCGGAAGAGGAGGUCGGGCAAAUGGAUGUGGCCGUCAUACAGUACUCGUCGGGGACGACGGGAAUGGUGAAGGCGGCAGCCCUGUCGCACCUCAACUUCAUCGCGAUGGUGGCAGGGUUCCACGCUUCACGGAAACUGGCGGCAGAAAGGAGGCGGCGAGAGGCGCCGGAUGUGACGGUCGUCGGAGCGCCGCUUUUCCACUCUAUGGGGUUCUUCUUUUUGCUUAAAGGAAUAGCACUGGGGGAGACCACCGUUGUCAUGGGCGGCGGCGGCGGCGCGAGGGAGAUGCUGCGCGUGGCGGAGAAGUACCGGGCGACUUCUUUGACGGCGUCGCCACCGGUGGUUGUUGCGAUGGCAAGGUGGGAGGAGAAGAUCGACCUGGCAGCGCUCGAGUUCGUGACCUGCGGCGGAGCGCCGCUGCACGAGGCGGCGGCACACCAGUUCAUGUCUCGAUUUCCCGAUGUGGAGCUCCGUCAGGGUUACGGAUCCACUGAGGGUGGUGGUAUAGCAAGGAUGAUAGAUCGUGAGGAAUGCCUCCACCUGAGGUCUGUCGGUCGCCUGUCACAGAAUGUUGAAGCAAAGAUUGUGGAUAGUGUCACAGGUGAGACCCUGUCAAUUGGCCAAACUGGAGAGUUAUGGAUUCGUGGCCCUUCAAUCAUGAUAGGUUACGCAGGAGAUGAGAAAGCAAAUGCUUCCACCUUUGCUCCUGGUGGCUGGCUAAAGACAGGUGAUCUCUGUUACUUCAAUCAAGAUGGGUUUCUUUUUAUUGUGGAUAGGUUGAAGGAAAUGAUCAAGUAUAAAGCUUACCAGGUUCCACCUGCUGAGUUGGAGCACUUGCUUCUAUCACUACCUGGAGUUGCUGAUGCUGCUGUGGUUCCUUAUCCUCACGAGGAGGCAGGCCAAAUACCUAUGGCAUUUAUUGUGAGACAGCCAGGAAAUAACCUCAAAGAAUCAGAAAUCAUGGAUUUCAUUGCAAAGCAGGUAGCACCAUACAAGAAGAUUCGCAAAGUUGUUUUCACCAGCUCUAUACCGAAAACAGCAUCAGGAAAGAUCUUGAGGAGGCAAUUGCGCAACCAUUCAAUUUACAGUUCCAUGUCCAGACUAUAAUGUGCGUGGAGUUAUCUGCACCAUAUCAUGAUCAUGAGUUUUCAACCAAAGUCCCAUUUUAGCAUCUUUGUCAAACUCUUUUAGAUGAUAUGUUUCACCUACAAAAAUCUGAAAUGACCUCAGGAUAUCAUCAGUCUACAGUAUUUUCUGAUUACUGUUCUUUGCAUCUUGAGCUUUCAGGAUGCUGUAAGUUAUUGUCUUUUUGCAUCUUA
Molecule: messenger RNA, 1931 nt
Organism: Musa acuminata subsp. malaccensis (wild Malaysian banana)
Lineage: Eukaryota; Viridiplantae; Streptophyta; Magnoliopsida; Zingiberales; Musaceae
Product: 4-coumarate--CoA ligase-like 7
Molecular function (GO): CoA-ligase activity
Source: RefSeq, a predicted model, not a curated record